CUGACUGUCUGCCUGUUAUUAUGCCGCGAGCGGCCGCGCCUCCAACACCCAAACACAGUGCGGCAAAAACCGGCGAGCGGCGCUCAGCAGCCUCCGCGUCGUCUCCACUGAAUGAGUGCGCAGGAAGAAACAUGAGUCACGAAUGAGGUCUGCAGGAUGUCUUUCAAGAAGGAAACGCCCCUGGCUAACGCCGUGUUUUGGGCCGCGAGGAAGGGGAACUUGGCUCUUCUUCAGCUGCUGCUCAACAGCGGCCGCGUGGACGCGGACUGCAGAGACAGUUAUGGAACAACAGCGCUGAUGGUGGCGUCCUACAGCGGCUAUUAUGAGUGUGCCAAAGAACUAAUCAUGCAGGGAGCCGACAUCAACUACCAAAGAGAGACGGGUUCCACCGCCCUGUUCUUCGCCUCCCAGCAGGGACACAAUGACGUUGUGAAGCUCCUCUUUGAAUUCGGUGCCUCCACUGAAUUCCAGACAAAGGACGGUGGCACAGCUCUCACUGUCGCCUCUCAGUACGGACACUCGAAGGUGGUGGAGACCCUGUUGAAGAAUGGAGCCAAUGUUCACGACCAGCUGAAUGACGGUGCCACCCCUCUGUUUCUCUCCGCUCAGGAGGGUCAUGUGACUGUGAUUCGUCAGCUGUUGUCAUCUGGUGCAAAGGUUAACCAAUCGAGGGAGGACGGCACCGCCGCCCUGUGGAUGGCAGCUCAGAUGGGUCACAAUGAGGUGGUGAGGGUGCUACUCUUACGUGGUGCAGAUCGGGAUGCUGACAGACAAGAUGGAUCAACAGCGUUAUUCAAAGCUGCUUAUAAGGGACACAACAGCGUCAUUGAGGAGCUUCUCAAGUUUUCUCCUUCAGUUGGAAUUCUCAAGAACGGCUCUACUGCCCUUCAUGCUGCUGUUAUGGGUGGAAAUCUACAAACUGUCCUGCUGCUGCUUAGGGCCAACGCAGACCCGACAAUACCCAACAAGAAUAAUGAACUCCCUGCAGAUCUCACGAAGAGCGAUCGCAUCCUAAAGGUGUUGCAUCCAAAAACGUUAAAUGGAGACAGUUGAUGACCAACCAGAGUCCGUCCUUCAUGCCUGCCACUUCCUCACUGAUGAUGAAGGGGGGGGGGGGGGGGCUAAAUAUAACAACGAUACAGUGUCAAAUCUACAUGUACUAUAUACGGUGCUUGCUUUUGAUUGCGACUGAAAUGAAGCCAUCAUAUGUUGAAUAAACCUGGACUAAAUCUGGAGCAACACAAUGUGCAACCACAA
Messenger RNA from Anarrhichthys ocellatus (wolf-eel), 1257 nucleotides. RefSeq names its product ankyrin repeat domain 29 (gene ankrd29). Gene Ontology annotation, molecular function: protein binding. Gene Ontology annotation, cellular component: ubiquitin ligase complex. Gene Ontology annotation, biological process: ubiquitin-dependent protein catabolic process. Bases 157 to 1053 code for a protein of 298 amino acids. Lineage: Eukaryota; Metazoa; Chordata; Actinopteri; Perciformes; Anarhichadidae. The record is from RefSeq and is a predicted model, not a curated record. The transcript is spliced from 10 exons.